AUGAAAGCGGUGAUUUGGGUCCCUUCCGGGGAGAUUUCCCACGCGCUGGCAAACCAGUGCACCGACAACGCGUACGGUUACUACUGUUGCACCACCAAAACCACGACGGUAACCACUACCUCGGUCUCCUCUCCUGUUCCGUCCCCAACGGCCAAACUAACAUCCACAACCGCCAAACCAGCUACCAGCACUGCUUCCUCUAUGGCAUCAAGUACAACGUCGAGAUCUCCGACAACGACGACGCACCACACGCCAACAACAUCACCUUCGAAUGACAUCAACUCGCUGCCAAGCAGUACCGACCCAAUCGUGAAUGCCCUCGAAGGAGACCCCACCGAUGCACCCGCGAACAACAACCCCAGCUUCAAGUGGCGCCAAGGCCAUCGCAUCUGUUGGCUCGUUGAUUAG
Aphanomyces astaci is the source of this 408-nucleotide messenger RNA. RefSeq lists its product as hypothetical. Lineage: Eukaryota; Oomycota; Saprolegniomycetes; Saprolegniales; Verrucalvaceae. The record is from RefSeq and is a predicted model, not a curated record. The coding region runs from base 1 to 408 and encodes 135 amino acids. The transcript has 2 exons.